AUGCCCGCCAAGGAACUCAUCCAGAGGCCGCUCAGCUAUCUGGCAUCUCGAAUUCGUCAAGCAGUUACUAACCAAGGCUCUCGUGGGCAAGUAGAAGCAUACGCCUCGCUUGUCCGACAGGAUCCCAGAAACAAGGCGCCCCCGUUUUUCGGCGAAAGUUCCAUGCAGUUCAUCUCAUUCACCAACGCUCAAAAAGCAAACUUCUAUGGAUUUGACUUCUCUGCUGCUACUAAAAAGCCACGUAGUACGUCUCUGUUGCCGUCUUACGUGCAAAUCCUUCACGGACCAUAUAACUUCACCAAUGGAGUUAUUAUCUUGGGGAAAGACGACAAGGGUAGCUACUGGCUGUCCGGGUACGGGAUUAAGGGGUUCUGGGGUUUGAUAGAGAGAGAGACAGCGGAAGAAAAUAUUUGCAUGAGGCUCAAGUCGCGAUUAUAG
This is a messenger RNA of Colletotrichum graminicola M1.001, 438 nucleotides long. RefSeq lists its product as uncharacterized. The transcript has a single exon. Bases 1 to 438 code for a protein of 145 amino acids. Lineage: Eukaryota; Fungi; Ascomycota; Sordariomycetes; Glomerellales; Glomerellaceae. The record is from RefSeq and is a predicted model, not a curated record.